AAGAGCUUCUACUUCCUGUGGUUAUUUCAUAAGCUCGGACGCAGAGGAGAAGGAUGUUGUCGCUCUCUCGAGCUGUGGUGAGCGGGGUGGUCCGAUCCCCAGCUGCUGUCAGUCAAGCUGGAGUGACUGCCAUCACCCGGUUCAACAGCACAGCCCAGACUGCUCCAAAGAAAACAACAUUUGGCCCGCUGGCAGAUGAGGACCGAAUUUUCACAAACCUGUAUGGCCGUCACGACUGGAGGCUGAACGGGGCUUUGAAGCGCGGAGACUGGUACAAAACUAAGGAGAUUCUUCUCAACGGAGUCGACUGGAUCCUCAAUGAGAUCAAGGUCUCCGGCCUGCGUGGGAGAGGUGGAGCCGGUUUCCCUACAGGCAUGAAAUGGAGCUUCAUGAACAAACCCAGCGAUGGCAGGCCCAAGUAUCUGGUGGUGAACGCGGAUGAGGGUGAGCCUGGCACCUGUAAGGACAGAGAGAUCAUGAGGCACGACCCACACAAGCUGGUGGAGGGCUGUCUGAUCGCUGGAAAGGCAAUGGGAGCUCGUGCUGCUUAUAUUUAUAUUAGAGGAGAGUUUUACAACGAGUCAUCCAACCUGCAGGUGGCUAUCAAUGAGGCCUAUGCCGCUGGGCUGAUUGGUAAGAAUUCCUGCGGCUCUGGUUAUGACUUCGAUGUGUUUGUGAUGCGUGGAGCUGGAGCGUAUAUCUGCGGAGAGGAGACCGCUCUUAUUGAGUCCCUGGAGGGAAAGCAAGGGAAGCCCCGCCUGAAGCCCCCAUUUCCUGCUGACGUGGGGGCGUUUGGUUGCCCUACAACUGUUGCCAAUGUGGAGACGGUAUCCGUGGCGCCCACCAUCUGUCGCCGUGGAGGCUCUUGGUUUCUAGGCUUCGGCAGAGAGAGAAACUCUGGCACCAAGCUCUUCAACAUCUCAGGCCAUGUGAACACCCCCUGCACUGUGGAGGAGGAGAUGUCUAUCCCUCUGAAAGAACUCAUCGAGAGGCAUGCAGGUGGAGUGCGUGGUGGGUGGGACAACCUUCUGGCUGUUAUCCCCGGGGGCUCCUCAACUCCCCUCAUCCCCAAAAGCGUGUGUGAAGACGUGCUGAUGGACUUCGACGGCCUCGUUCAAGCUCAGACUGGGCUCGGCACAGCUGCCUUAAUCGUCAUGGACAAAUCGACUGACAUUAUCCGAGCCAUUGCCCGCCUGAUUGAGUUCUACAAACAUGAGAGCUGCGGCCAGUGCACGCCAUGCAGAGAAGGAGUGGACUGGAUGAACGAUAUGAUGUGGCGUUUUGUACGUGGAGAUGCACGGCAAGCUGAGAUCGACAUGAUUUGGGAGAUCAGCAAGCAGAUUGAGGGUCACACCAUCUGUGCCCUGGGAGAUGGUGCGGCAUGGCCAGUGCAGGGAUUGAUCAGACACUUCAGGCCUGUGAUGGAAAACCGUAUUGCUGAAUACCAGCAGCAGGCCAGGGCUUGAAUGGCUCCUUUGUACUUCCUUGAAUUUCUUCUUCUGCCUCAUAUGCCCUCUAUCCCACGUGUGUCAGUGACAAAUUAUUUAAGAGGAUAAUGUGACGUCUUUUCACCAUCAAGAUUCGCAUCUAUGUCUGCCUUGUAUGUUAAGAUUACCAAUAAAGUUCUAUGAACCUUUAA
Messenger RNA from Platichthys flesus (European flounder), 1639 nucleotides. RefSeq names its product NADH:ubiquinone oxidoreductase core subunit V1 (gene ndufv1). The transcript has 11 exons. NCBI's taxonomy places the organism in Eukaryota, Metazoa, Chordata, Actinopteri, Pleuronectiformes, Pleuronectidae. The record is from RefSeq and is a predicted model, not a curated record. Gene Ontology annotation, molecular function: NAD binding; FMN binding; NADH dehydrogenase (ubiquinone) activity. Gene Ontology annotation, biological process: mitochondrial electron transport, NADH to ubiquinone. Bases 54 to 1466 code for a protein of 470 amino acids.